Molecule: messenger RNA, 1281 nt
Organism: Verticillium alfalfae VaMs.102
Lineage: Eukaryota; Fungi; Ascomycota; Sordariomycetes; Glomerellales; Plectosphaerellaceae
Product: ATINT2
Exons: 2
Coding region: 1-1281 (426 amino acids)
Biological process (GO): transmembrane transport; carbohydrate transport
Cellular component (GO): membrane
Molecular function (GO): carbohydrate:proton symporter activity
Source: RefSeq, a predicted model, not a curated record
AUGAAGCUCGCCAUGCCACCGCUCUAUGUAAGGGCGAGCGUCAUCUCAUCCUGUGUUGCCAUGCUCUUCGGCCUCGACACUGGCAGCAUCGGCCCCGUCACGACGAUGCCGUCGUUCGAAGCCACAUUUGGCCAUGUGUCGCCGACCAUGCACGGUGUCAUCGUCUCAUCGGUGCUCAUUCCCGGAGCCCUGACGGCCCUUGUCGCCGGUGUUCUCGCCGACCGCUUCGGCCACGUCCGCCUCUUCUCCCUCGGUGCUCUCAUUUACGCCGUCGGUGCUGCCCUGGAGUGUGCUGCCCCUGUCCUGGGCCUUUUCAUUUUCGGCCGCCUCGUCAAGGGUGUUGGCGAGGGUCUCUUUCUUAGCAACGUCUACGUCCAGGUCUCCGAGAUGGCCCCGGCACGAAGGCGCGGCGUCAUGACGGCGCUGCCCCAGUUUCUCAUCGUCACUGGUCUCGUUCUCGGUUUCUUCAUGUGCUACGGCACCGCCCGACUCGGGCCCUCGACCAUUGCCUGGCGUCUGCCCCUUGCCGUUGCCUCGGCCCUAGGCUUCGCGCUAUCGAGCACAUACUUCCUCGUGCCGCCCUCGCCGCGUUGGCUCCUCUCCAAAGGUCGUUUCGACGAGGCCCGCGCUGUUGCUGUGCGUCUCGGCCUCGACGAAGCUGAGCGAGCGGAUCUGCUCGACAAUCGCACUCAUGAGGUCGCCGCCCACGCCAAUGCCACACUACUCAACGAGCUGCAGCACACGGCGUCCCAAAUUUCGCGAGGCCUGGUCAGCGCCAUUCCGCAGCCGUACCCGCCUUUGGCUGCUUCAUCAUGGCCAUGCAGCAGUUCAGCGGCAUCGACGGCGUUCUCUACUACGCGCCCAUUCUUUUUGCCCAGGCUGGCAUUGACGGCGACGAGGCCACUUUUCCUCGCCUCAGGCGUCUCAGCCCUUGUCAUUCUCGCCGUCACCAUACCGGCCACCUUCCUCGCCGACAAAUGGGGCCGUCGCACCUCGAGUCUCGUCGGCGGCGUCGCCAUCUCGGCCAUCAUGCUCGUGAUGGGCUCGCUGUACGCCGCCGACGAGGUUCACGCUGACCGAGGUGCCGGCAAGUGGAUUGUCAUCGUCUCCAUCUUCCUGUUUGCCAUCGUUUACUCGGGUACCUGGCCAUCGGCUUUCGAACCUUUCUUGUUGAAAGUCUGCCGGCGACGACGAGGAGCAGCGCAUCCAGCCUCGCCCAGAGCGCCAACUGGGAAUGUCCCCUUUUCUCUCAUGCUUCCUCCCACACCGGACUGUCGCUGA